AGGGCCGGCGUCCCGGUGCUGCCGCAGUGCCUCCCGCCCCGUCCCGGCCCCGCACCUGCUCCGGCCACGAUGAGCUUCGGCGGCGCGGACGCGCUGCUGGGCGCCCCGUUCGCGUCGCUGCACGGGGGCGGCAGCCUGCACUAUGCGCUGUCCCGCAAGGGCAGCACGCGCUCGGCGACCGGCUCCUCCAGCGGCUUCCACUCAUGGGCUCGGACCUCCGUGAGCUCCGUGUCCGCCUCACCCAGCCGCUUCCGCGGCGCCGGCGCCGCCUCGAGCACUGACUCGCUCGACACGCUGAGCAACGGGCCGGAGGGCUGCGUGGUGGCGGCGGCUGCUGCGCGCAGCGAGAAGGAGCAGCUGCAGGCGCUGAACGACCGCUUCGCCGGCUACAUCGACAAGGUGCGGCAGCUCGAGGCGCACAACCGCAGCCUGGAGGGCGAGGCGGCGGCGCUGCGGCAGCAGCAGGCCGGCCGCGCCGCCAUGGGCGAGCUGUACGAGCGCGAGGUGCGCGAGAUGCGCGGCGCCGUGCUGCGCCUGGGCGCGGCGCGCGGCCAGCUGCGCCUGGAGCAGGAGCACCUGCUGGAGGACAUCGCGCACGUGCGCCAGCGCCUCGACGACGAGGCCCGGCAGCGCGAGGAGGCAGAGGCGGCGGCCCGCGCGCUCUCCCGCUUUGCGCAGGAGGCCGAGGCGGCGCGGGCGGAGCUGCAGAAGAAGGCGCAGGCGCUGCAGGAGGAGUGCGGCUACCUGCGGCGCCACCACCAGGAGGAGGUGGGCGAGCUGCUCGGCCAGAUCCAGGGCUGCGGCGCCGCGCAGGCGCAGGCGCAGGCCGAGGCGCGCGACGCCCUCAAGUGCGACGUGACGUCGGCUCUGCGCGAGAUCCGCGCGCAACUCGAAGGCCACGCGGUGCAGAGCACGCUGCAGUCCGAGGAGUGGUUCCGAGUGAGGCUGGACCGACUGUCGGAGGCAGCCAAGGUCAACACAGACGCCAUGCGCACCGCGCAGGAGGAGAUAACGGAGUACCGGCGUCAGCUGCAGGCCAGGACCACAGAGCUGGAGGCUCUGAAAAGCACCAAGGAGUCGCUGGAGAGGCAGCGCUCGGAGCUGGAGGACCGUCACCAGGCCGACAUUGCCUCCUACCAGGAAGCCAUUCAGCAGCUGGACAAUGAGCUGAGGAACACCAAGUGGGAGAUGGCAGCCCAGCUCCGGGAAUACCAAGACCUGCUCAACGUCAAGAUGGCCCUGGACAUCGAGAUCGCUGCUUACAGAAAACUCCUGGAAGGCGAAGAGUGUCGCAUUGGCUUUGGCCCCAUUCCUUUCUCCCUUCCAGAAGGACUCCCCAAAAUCCCUUCCACGUCCACUCACAUAAAGGUCAAGAGCGAAGAGAAGGUCAAGAUGGUAGAAAAGUCAGAGAAGGAGACGGUGAUAGUGGAGGAGCAGACAGAGGAGAUCCAGGUCACCGAGGAAGUGACUGAGGAGGAAGAGAAAGAGGCAAAAGAGGAAGAAGGGGGAGAGGAGGAAGAAGCCAAGUCUCCCACAGAAGGAGGGGCUGCAUCCCCGGAAGAGGAGGCCAAGUCCCCAGCCGAGGCCAAGUCCCCAGUGAAAGAAGAGGCCAAGUCUCCAGCCGAGGCCAAAUCCCCCGAGAAGGCCAAGUCCCCAGUGAAGGAAGAGGCCAAGUCCCCAGCUGAAGUCAAAUCUCCAGCCGAGGCCAAAUCCCCAGCCGAGGCCAAGUCCCCCGAGAAGGCCAAGUCACCAGCCGAAGCCAAAUCCCCCGAGAAGGCCAAGUCCCCAGUGAAGGAGGAGGCCAAGUCCCCUGAGAAGGCCAAGUCCCCAGUUGAAGUCAAAUCUCCAGCCGAGGCCAAAUCCCCCGAGAAGGCCAAGUCCCCAGUGAAGGAAGAGGCCAAGUCUCCAGCCGAGGCCAAGUCCCCCGAGAAGGCCAAGUCCCCCGUGAAAGAAGAGGCCAAGUCCCCUGAGAAGGCCAAGUCUCCAGUGAAGGAGGAGGCCAAGUCCCCCGAGAAGGCCAAGUCCCCAGUGAAGGAAGAGGCCAAGUCCCCCGAGAAGGCCAAGUCCCCUGAGAAGGCCAAGUCCCCAGUGAAGGAGGAGGCCAAGUCCCCCGAGAAGGCCAAGUCCCCAGUGAAGGAGGAGGCCAAGUCCCCUGAGAAGGCCAAGUCCCCAGUGAAGGAGGAGGCCAAGUCCCCCGAGAAGGCCAAGUCCCCUGAGAAGGCCAAGUCCCCAGUGAAGGAGGAGGCCAAGUCCCCCGAGAAGGCCAAGUCCCCUGAGAAGGCCAAGUCCCCAGUGAAGGAGGAGGCCAAGUCCCCCGAGAAGGCCAAGUCCCCAGUGAAGGAGGAGGCCAAGUCCCCCGAGAAGGCCAAGUCCCCAGUGAAGGAGGAGGCCAAGUCCCCAGAGAAGGAGACCCCCAAGAAGGAGGAGGUGAAAGUCAAAGAGCCCCCAAAGAAGGUGGAGGAGACAGCCCCCGCCCCACCGAAAGUGGAGAAGGACAGCAAGAAAGACGAGGCACCCAAGAAGGAGGCCCCAAAGCCUGCUGUAGAAAAGCCCAAAGAAUCUACAGCUGAAGCCAAGAAGGACGAGGCUGAAGAUAAGAAAACAGCAGCUCCUGCCAAGGUGGAGGGGAAGGAGGAGGCUAAACCCAAAGAGAAGACGGAGGUGGCCAAGAAGGAGCCGGAGGAUGCCAAGGCCAAAGAACCCAGCAAACCCACGGAGAAGGAGCCCGAGAAGCCCAAGAAGGAGGAGACCCCCGCAGCCCCGGUGAAGAAGGAUGCCAAGGAGGAGGCCAGGAAGCCCGAGGAGAAACCCAAGACGGAGGCCAAGGCCAAGGAGGAUGACAAGGCCCUCUCAAAAGAGCCCAGCAAACCCAAGACGGAGAAGGCAGAGAAAUCCUCCAGCACGGACCAGAAAGAUAGCAGGCCUCCGGAGAAAGCCACAGAAGACAAGGCCGCCAAGGGGGAGAAAUAGAGCGGGAAGAAGGGACGUCCCAGAGCAGCCAAAGACUCGGGGGGAGGGUGGUCCUGGAACUCAAGGGCCGGUGUAAGGAAUUUCCCUUCCCUCCUCCCUUUUCUUUAUGUAAGAAGAAACUCUGCUUAGACGACGGGCCCUCCUUUGCCAAACAGGAAUUUCUGUUAGCGACAUGUUAGCGAGAGGGCGCCGACACCCACAUCCCAACCCUCCCUAGGCGAUGGACAAUUAUGUUAUGAUAGCUUAUGUAGCCGAAUGUGAUGUACGCCGAAUGCCACACGUAAACACUUGACACAAACUGCCCCACCUCCUUUCCAAAUAAGUGCAUUUAUUUCCUGUAUGUACAACUGACUGAUGACCGCAGUAACGAACGAGCAGUUAGACAUGCAUUACGCUUGAGAUGUCUUAACCUACUCCCGAAUGCCUUCUGUUUUCCAAAACAGUGGUCAAGCCCUCACCCCGAGCUCUCUGUCCUGGAAGAGCUGGAGCAGGUGGGGCUGGGCUGUGGCCACCGAACCAAGCCAGGGCGCACUUUCCACUGGAGUUCACUUUCAAUUGCUUCUGUGCAAUAAAACCAAGUGCUUAUAACAUGGAA
Oryctolagus cuniculus (rabbit) is the source of this 3565-nucleotide messenger RNA. It is a transcript of the gene NEFH, whose product is annotated as neurofilament heavy chain. Lineage: Eukaryota; Metazoa; Chordata; Mammalia; Lagomorpha; Leporidae. Gene Ontology annotation, biological process: intermediate filament bundle assembly; axon development. Gene Ontology annotation, molecular function: structural constituent of postsynaptic intermediate filament cytoskeleton. Gene Ontology annotation, cellular component: neurofilament; axon. The record is from RefSeq and is a predicted model, not a curated record.